Molecule: messenger RNA, 4364 nt
Organism: Thamnophis elegans (Western terrestrial garter snake)
Lineage: Eukaryota; Metazoa; Chordata; Lepidosauria; Squamata; Natricidae
Gene: CCDC40
Product: coiled-coil domain containing 40
Exons: 20
Coding region: 157-3456 (1099 amino acids)
Biological process (GO): heart looping; axoneme assembly; epithelial cilium movement involved in determination of left/right asymmetry
Cellular component (GO): cytoplasm; cilium
Source: RefSeq, a predicted model, not a curated record
GCUGCACUGAAAGCAAUGUUGAGAAAUGGUUCUGUCCAGAUUUGCACCCACCCCCUUUUUCUUAAUUGGCAUCAUCCGAGAAGAAGUCAGGGCGGGGCAGCGAGGAAAAGGAAGCCCGCGGACUGUUGAUAGCGUUGCUUAGCAACGGAAGACAGCAUGGAGCCGAGUGCGGGUGCUGAAUCGGAGAGUGGACAAAUUCCAGAAGAGGAAAAUAAAGAAGAUAAGAAAGAAGAUGCAGAAGAUAAAGGGCCAGAAGACAAAAAUGCAACAGAGGAAGGAGCAGCUACUACUCCCUUGAUAAUCACAGAAGAAGCAGGAAGAAUUCCUCCUACAUUGACUAUGGAAGACGAAACAGUUAGUGGCAUGGAGGCCAUUGAGAAAGAAGAGGAAAGUGCUGCUGUGAUAACCAAAGAGGAAGCAACAAAAGAUAUUCCCAUUGUGCCCACAGAAGAAAUAACAGGCGGUGUUUCCAUGGUGUCCAUGAUAGAAAGGGCAAAGGGUGCUGUUAGAACAACCUCUGAGGAUAAAUUCGCAGGACAGACGGAUAUAUCAAGUGCGUCAUUGCUUGAUGUUUCUGGAGAGAAAAGUAUGGAGAGUGCUCUUUCUAGUGAAGUAACAAUUUCUUUGCCAUCUUCUGGAAUCAGCAGUGUAAAAUCUGAAUUACCAAUGCACAUGGACCCCUCUGCAAUGUCAGAGGUCACUCAAUCAAUUGUUUUCCCUUCCCAUUUUGAUUCUGCUGUUCAGCAGAUGACUUCUGAAAUCAGUAGGCAUGGCCCCACAGAACAGCCCGAUGGAGAAGUGAUGGCAGAUCACCCUGGGCAGGAACUAGGCAUCGAAGAAAUCCAGCUGGUUGUGUUAGAUCCAGAUCAUCCUUUAAUGAAAAGAUUCCAGUCUGCUUUGAAGACUUAUCUCAACAAACAAAAAGGAAAACUUACUGAUGAAAUGCAAGAGUUGGCAGUAGCCAUAAAGAGUGGGAAAAAGCAGAGGGAAGAACUUGGUGUGCUCCUGUAUGGCUUUCAGCAGCAUUUGGCCCGGCUGCAGAUGGAAUUAGAGAAGAACCACAGUUACCAUUCUCAGGUUGCCAUGGCACGGCGGCAGCUAGAGGAGGAAUUGCAUGACCUUAGAGAUGCAUAUAAGAAGACAUUCCAUGGUACCCAGGUUGAACGGAAAACAGUUUCAUCAGUUCAAAUGGAGAUCGAAAAUCUAUCACUGCGUCUUUUCUACAUGCAGAACAUGGACCAAGAUGUCCGUGAUGAUAUAGCUGUAAUGAAGAGAACUGUCAAAAAGGCUGAAAUGGAGAGGAUGCGUGCAGAGGUGGAAAAACAAAAGCAGGACCUUUAUGUUGACCGCCUAACAAGAAGAGUUGAUGAACUAGAGGAGCAGAUUGCUCUUUAUGACGCACAGUACAUGGCUCAGGCAGAAGAUACCAGGAUCACACGGCAAGAAGUAGGAGAGGCAAGUAUAGAGAUCCAAGCUAUUAAUGUGGAGAAAAAGCAACUAUUGCACCAAUGGACUGUCAGUUUGACUGGGAUGAAGCGCCGUGAUGAGGCAUAUGCUGCCAUGCAAGAAGCACUAAGAGAUUCCAGACAUAAACUCAAAUCUUUGGAGGCUGAAAUUGAGGUCUAUAAGAAAUCUAUCACCAAGGAGGAAGAGAGGAAUGAAUUGUUGGCUUCUAUCCUGAACCGUUCAGAGAACGAUGCCAACACAAGCAGAAAGCUGAUAGCACAGAACUUGUCUAAACAAGAUGCCAUGAAAGUGGAAUUUGGCACUUACACCCGUACCCUUCAGGAGACAGAGCAGGCCCUCAAUAGGACAUCUGCAGAUCGAGCAGCUCACAUGAAUGAAUUGGUGGUUCUUCGUAGAGAACUCGAGAAAGGAUCACAAACCAAGCAGGAUAAGGAAAACGAGAUCAUGACAAAGUUGCAAGAUCAGUUGAUAUCAAAUAAAGCAGCAAAAUAUUUUUUACAACUAAGAGCUAAACUUCAAAAUACGAUGUUGACUAUGGAUACACAGCUUACCAAACUUGAAAAUGAAACGGCUCAAACCUCACUGGAUAUAACAAAUACAAAUAAUAGGCUGAACAUGUUUCAGAAGAAUCUUUCAGAACUGGAUAAGGAAUUGGAUGAGUUAAACAGCGAGAUCAGUCAUAGUGAGACUGAGAUUGCUAAACGUAACCUCCUGAUUGGACGCAAACAGGGUACUAUCAACUUGUACAAUAAGAAAUUGGAAAUGAUGAUUUCUCAACUUGGGGGACAAGAAUUGGGGCCUUUGGAAAUUGAAAUAAAAAAACUCACCAAACAAAUAGAUGAAAUGGAAUGGGAGGUAGUGAAGCUCCAAAGACACUGGAUGAAGCAACAGAGGGAAUUAGUGAAGCUUACUCAAGAACGAGAAGAGCAACUGGUUUCCUUAGAUAUGCUAAAGAAAGAAAUCACAAUCAAGGAGCAAAAGAAAGUACGCAUUGAGAAUGACAUCCAGCAGGAGAAAAAUGAACUGAAGGACAUUGAGCGGCACAUGAAGAAUAUGUCUAAUGAUCUGGUGAAGCUGCAUUUAUUGAUCAAUAAGAAUAGUGAGAAUUCUAAUGAGUUACAGCAAGGAAACACCAUCAUGGAAAAUGAAUUUGUGCGCUCCCUCAAGAUAUCAGAGAGAGAAUCAAUUGAGAUGCAAGAGAAACUGGACCGUCUCCAUGAGGAAAAAGAGAGGCUCAUCAACAGUCUAGUUGAGGCAGAAUGUCAGAUGAUGCAGUGGGAGAAGAAGAUACAAAUAGCCAAAGAGAUGCGUGCUGCAGUGGACUCAGAAGCUGAGCAGAAUGAGAUCAGAGCCAUGAAGUCAGAGAUUCACAGAAUGCAGGUAAAGUACCAACAGCUGAUGAAGCAGCAGGAGAAGUUAAUGAGAAAUAUGGAGGCAGCAGUUUCCCGCCGAGAAACAAUUGUGGUUCGUGCUGAGGGUCAGAGCAAAAUGAAUAAGCAAGUGCUGACAAAGGGUGACUUCUACUACAAGAAGUUGGAGCUUAAAAAAAAGAUCAAAGAGAUUCAGAAGAAUGCUGAGGAAUGCAACAAAACCAUAAUUCAGCUUGAACAAUCGCAGCAGAACCUCAAUUUAGCUAUUAUGGAGAAGGAGAGAAUACUUUCUGGGAUGAAUUAUGAAGCAGAAGAAUUUGAUGAAAAAAUUGAUCAAUUACAAGCAAAGAAACGGCAGAAUCUUUCAGAUAUUGUGUCCAAUCAGACACGCGUAAAGCACAUGCAGGCUGUGAAGGAACGGAAGUACAGCCUACUAUGUCGUUCUGAGCUAAUGGUCCGUGUUGAACAUCAUAAGGUGGAGGAGAGAUUGCAUACUCUUAACACCGUUCUCCAUGAGAUUGAUCAGCAAUAUCCUUAUUAUCACAAGGCAUUGCACAGAAUUACCCAAGUAAUAACUCAGAAACUGGAAGAACUGAGUGCCCAGAAGGAAGUUCAAUAAAAUAGAGCUGGACAUUUUCAAAAUAUAGAUGUGAGAAUAUUAACAUUUUCAAAAUAUAGAUGUGGGACAAGUUUGUCAGUGGAUGGCAUACAAGAAAGAGAAAGAUGGGGGAAGGAAAGGGUACCUGUGUUUUAUAUUCAAAUUUUGUUUUUCCCACUGCAAUGUGGUUUUUUUUGUCCUAAAUAAAAAUACAAGUUGGAUUCCUUAUUUUCUUAGUUCUGUUUAAUUUAGGGAUUCAGCAAACUUUCAAUUCUUAAUUGUUGGAAGGAAUGUUGAAAUUUUCUACAGGACAAAGAAUCCUUCAGAAGAACAUUCAGAUUCCAUGAGAGAAAAUUAUGGCAAAAUGUAAUGGCAGAGUUUUCCAUUUGAUUCUUCUCCCAAGGUCUUCCUCCUUUCCUGAACCCCUGCUUCCUAGACAAUGCUAAGACAGCUCCUCUGUUCAGUUGACAAGAUAAAAGCUCAUUUAAGGAAAGUUCACAUUCUCAACACCACAUGAAGAAAAAAAAUCCAAUCAGCAAUCAACAGGGGUUAAGAUUUCCUUUUUCUGGGCAAGGAUGUUCAUCCCUCAUAACAUUGGAGGACUGGUGGGAGGGGCAGGGGAAGAGAUUAAAUCUCAAUAUGGAAUGAAAAUUCUCCCAUUUUUGUUUAAAUAGCAGGGAACAGCUAGGAAGAAGGUAGCUGUAAAUUAGAUGUGCAUGAUGAUGUGCCCGUUUGCAGAUGAACUUUGGGAGAUUUUAUUGAAGAUAAUUCCGCCCUCAGGUCAAAACUAAAUAUAUACUGCUGCUUUAAGACUGAUACUUAGAUUCACAUGUAAUUUAAACCAUGGGUUGUUGGCAUAAUGGCAUCUUUAUACAUAAUCUUAAAUUGCAAUGAGUAGAUACAUACAUAUGCAAAAGGGGAAAAAGCAG